Alternaria atra is the source of this 387-nucleotide messenger RNA. RefSeq lists its product as uncharacterized. Gene Ontology annotation, biological process: proton motive force-driven ATP synthesis. Bases 1 to 387 code for a protein of 128 amino acids. NCBI's taxonomy places the organism in Eukaryota, Fungi, Ascomycota, Dothideomycetes, Pleosporales, Pleosporaceae. The record is from RefSeq and is a predicted model, not a curated record. The transcript is spliced from 3 exons.
AUGAUCGCGCAAUCCAUCAGGGCCUCGCGCCAGGCGCUCGUCCGCGUUGCCCGCCAGCAACCUGCCUUUGUCGCUCGCCGCACUUUCAUCACUCCCUCGGCCGUCCGAUCAGCCGACCUAGUGCAGGACCUGUACCUCCGCGAGCUCAAGAACUACAAGGUUCCUGAAGUCAAGGCCACCGACGCCGAGGGCCACGUCCAGAAGUUCACCGUCCCCAAGGCCCCUGCAUCUCCCGAGGAGACCGACAUUGCGAACGAGCUGAAGUCAUACGAGACACAGGCAGUUGACGUUGAGGGUGCUCAGGGCGAGGACGACGCUGUGCUGCCCCAGGAGGACUGGUUCGAGGAGGAGGACGAGAGCAUCACCACUGCUGGUGCCACCCAUUAG